Suillus fuscotomentosus is the source of this 486-nucleotide messenger RNA. RefSeq lists its product as uncharacterized. The coding region runs from base 1 to 486 and encodes 161 amino acids. The record is from RefSeq and is a predicted model, not a curated record. NCBI's taxonomy places the organism in Eukaryota, Fungi, Basidiomycota, Agaricomycetes, Boletales, Suillaceae. The transcript is spliced from 5 exons.
AUGACAAACUAUGCUGUUACCGCCCAUCCAUAUGCCGGCCCAGCAGUGGAUCCUUCUGGUCACCAUGAGCCAGAAUCGACUUCCCAUACACCAGAGGCCGACGAUCCUUCAAAGAAAAGAAAGACUAUGAAACGAAGAAAGACACUGCUAACGCUGCGCGAGAUUGGUCAUCUUUGCCAUGACGAGCAGCGACCACCGAAGACUGGUGGGAAGCAGGGUUCUGAUGCUGUUCCAACUACUUCGUCAAACGGUGUUGAUCCUGCAAGGUCGAUGGCUCAGCCUAUGUAUGGUUCAACAAUGCCUCCUCCUCCAGCUACCACCGCAUGGCCAAUGAGUGUUCCUUCUGGCGCAUUUCUGUAUCAGCCCGAAACCUUAGGGAACGAAUUUUUAGUCCUCACUGACUUCUUAGAAACCCUAGACGAGGGAUCUUUCUUCACUACAUCCCCAGCAGUGAAUCGUUCUCUCCCCGUUCCGCACGAUAGCUAG